CAGCCCCUGGACAGCUCCCUAUAUCCAUAAACUCAUUCUUUUUGUGCAUGAUUUCGUUGUUUUCCUCUUUGAGAUUCCAUUGCCUGCUUGUCUGUUUCCAUUUCAAUAGCCUUUUUCUUCUUUUUUUUUUAACUGUUUGCAUGUGACGUUUUUGACUCUGCAUUUCUUCUUCUCUUUCUGACUUCCAGCUACCUGAUUUUGUUGGUUCAUUAUGCUCAGCUUCAGCAUGGAUCGCUCAGUAGGUCCUGUAACCUACAGAAGAUCUACAGAGGGCUACCUGAGACCUAGCUCUGUUUCCCUCCCCCACAGUGGCAGCAGUAGUUUUCAGUCCUACACUCGGAGUCGUAGGAGUGCCCCGUCUUACAGUGAAAGUCCGGAGCACUCCAAUGGGCCAAGGGAUGAAAAGGAGGCCUUGCAAGGGUUGAAUGAAAGGUUUGCUGGCUACAUAGACAAAGUGCGGAGACUGGAAGAACAGAACCAGAGUUUACAGCAGGAAGCAGUAGUCUUAAGGAAGCAGCAGGCUGGUAUAUCUGCUAUUGGUCAGUUGUAUGAAAGAGAGAUAAAGGACAUUCGCAACCAGCUACUGAAAAUUAACUCUGAAAAUGGAAAAGAACAGCUGGAAACCAACCGACUUAAUGAAGACCUUGAGUUGUUGAGACUAAAGACACAAGAAGAAGAGAGGCUGAAACAAGAGGCUCUGUCUGCUGAGAGGGCACUUAGGCAGUACCUACAGGAAUGUACCCUAGAGAGUGAACAAAUAGGAAGAAAGGUUCAGUCUUUACAGGAUGAAGUUACUCACCUGGGCAAAAGCCACCAAGAAGAUGUGGAAGAAAUGCUUAUGCAGAUACAAGGCAACCAAAUGACAGUACAGCAAUUUGAAGAAAUGCCUGGAGUCGAACUGGCGUCAGCUCUGAAGGAAAUCAGGACUCAGCUGGAGGACCAUAUAGGAAGAAAUAAUAUGCAGACCCAAGAAUGGUUUCAAACUCAGUUGGAAAAACUGAAUGAGGCUUCACAAGUGAAUACCCAAUCCAUUCACACUGCUAGUGAUGAAAUAACCAAUUACCGACAUCAGCUUCAAAGUCAGAUGACCCAGCUAGAAGUUCUGAAAGGAUCCCAGCAGUCUUUGGAGAGACAGUGCAUGGACCUAGAGGAUCGUCACCAGGCAGAGUUGGCAUCUUAUCAGGACACUCUGCAUCAGUUGGAAAAUGAGCUAAGGAACACCAAGUGGGAAAUGGCUGCUCAAAUACGAGAGUAUCAAGACUUGUUGAAUGUCAAGAUGGCUCUGGAUAUUGAGAUUGCUGCAUAUAGAAAGCUACUUGAGGGAGAAGAAUGUCGAAUUGGAAGUUUUGACCCUUCUCCAUUUGAAGCAAGAAGCCCAAGGAUACCAAGCACACCAAAGAACAUUAAAGUGAAAAAGGAAGAAAAAAUCAAGAUUGUGGAGAAGUCAGACAAAGAAACAGUAAUUGUGGAGAAGCAAACUGAAGAAACACAUGUGACUGAAGAGGUCACAGAGGAAGAAGAAGUGAUUACAUCUCCAAUAAAAGAACCUGAAGAGGAAGAUGGGAAGACACCUGAAGAGUUGUCCGAAGAAAAAGCAGAAAAUGCUAUAACAGAAGAGGAAGUAUUAGAAGACAAAGAGGAAGAGGAAAAAGAGCAAGCAGAAAAAGAGGCUACAGAAAGUACUGAAGAUGAAGAAAAAGAAGUAAACCAUAAACCAGGAAAGGAAAUAGAAAACAACAUAAUAGGCAAAGGGGGUGUAGUAAAACAAAAAGAUAAGGAUAUUACUAAGAAAGAACAUGAUAAAUCUCCAGAGAAAGAAAAAGACAAGUCAGGAAGGACUGAUGAUGAACAGCUUGAGAAGAAGCAAGAGAAAAGUAAACCAAACAAAAACCAAGAAGAGCAUGCAAAAGAGAAAGCAGAAGCUGCAAAAGGGGAAAUAGAUGAACAAAUAGAGGGAGAUGAAAAACCAUCUCAGGAAGAUGUAAAAACAGGACCAGCAAAAAAAGACAAACCUUCAAAGGACGAAGAAAGGACAACAGACAAGAAAGAGGAAAAAAAGCCAAACAGCCAAGAAGAAAAGCUAGACACUGAUAAAAAAGAAGGUAAAGCAAAACAAGAUACAGGAAAGAAAGAAGAGAAAAGGAAGGAUGAAGAAAUAGAACAUACAUCAACAAAAAAAGAAGUCUCUAUAAAAACAGAGGAAAAGACGGUUGAUAUCAAAACUAAAGAAGGUGAGGUUUCCAAGGAAGAAAAGAAAAAAAUAGCUGAUAAAGAUGUUAAAACAGCAAAAGAAGGUAAGGAAGAUCCGGAUAAGGUAAAGGAAGAGAAACCUGCUAAGGCUCAAGAAAAGAGUAAAGCUAUAGAGGAAAAUGACAAGUCACCUAAAAUAGAGGAAAAGAAACCACCUAAGGCAGAAGAAAAGAUACAAGAUAAAGAAGAAGAAAAAAAGCCACCUAAAGUAGAGGGGGGAAAAAAGGAGCCAAUUAAGGAAGAAGAGAAAAAACCAACUAAGAUAGAAGAGAAGCAGCCAAUGAAGGAGGGGGAAAAGAAGCAAUUUAAGGUAGAUGAGAUGAAAUUGCCUAAGGAUGAAGAAAAACCAAAAGUAAAAGAAGAGGAAAUGAAGCCAACUAUAGUGGAGGGAAAGAAGGAAAAGCAAUCAGUAAAGGAAGAAGAAAAAACUAUAGAAGGACAGAAACCAUCUAAGGUAGCUGAAAAGCAGCCGGUCAAAGAGGAAGAAAAGAAACCAGCUCAGGCUAAGGAAAAGCAACCAGUAAAAGAAGAGGAAAAGAAACCAGCUCAGGCUAAGGAAAAGCAAACAGUAAAAGAAGAAGAAAAGACACCAGCUCAGGGUAAGGAAAAGCAACCAGUAAAAGAAGAAGAAAAGAAACCAGCUCAGGCUAAGGAAAAGCAACCAGUAAAAGAAGAAGAAAAGAAACCAGCUCAAGUUAAGGAAAAGCAACCAGUAAAAGAAGAGGAAAAAAAGACAGCUAAGGCAGAAGUUAAGCAGACAGCUGUGGAAGAGAAACCUAAACCCACUAAAGAUGAGGAGAAAGAAAAGAAGUCAGAAAAGAAGUCAUCUAAGGAAGAAGAGAAAAAGCAAGUUAGUAAAGAGGAAAAACAGAAGGUAAAGGAAGAGGAAAAGAAGCCUCCUAAAGCAGAGGACAAACAAACAACUAAGAAAGAGGAAAAGAAGACAGAAAAGUUAGAAGAAAAAAAGCCAACUAUGGUAGAGGAGAAGAAACCAACUAAGGCAGAAGAAAAGCAGCAAACAAAGGAAGAGGAAAAAAAGUCACCUAAAGUAGAAGAGAAGAAAACAACUAAGGUAGAUGAAAAGCAGCCAGUCAAAGAGGAUAAGAAGUCUUCUAAAACUGAUGAAAAGCCAGCUAUUAAGUCAGAGGAAAAACAGCUAGUAAAGGAAGAGGAAAAGAUGCAACAAAAAGCAGAAGAUUCUAAAAUAACUAAGGGAAAGGAAAAACAGCAAGUUAAAGAAGAUGUAAAGAAGUCAACAGAAGAUAAGAAACCAACAAAGGCAGAGGAGAAGAAAACAGAUAAAAAGGAAGAAAAACACACUGCUAAGGAAGAUGAUAAGAAAGCAUCCAAAUUAGAAGAAAAGAGCCCAAGCAAGGAGGCAGAAAAGAAGCUAGUCAAGGAAGAAAAGAAACCAGUUAAGGCAGAAGAAAAGUUACUCAAGUCAAGUGAGGUAAAAACAGACCAAGAGCCUAUAAAAGAGAAAACCCCAGUGACAGAGAAGCCUACUAAAGAAAAGAAAGAAAAAGAAGAUAGUCCCAAAUUACCAAAAAAGGUCAAAGAUAUAAGUACUACUCAAGCUACGAAAGCUAAGCCUGAGAAAAGUGAGAAGUCUUCUGGUACAGAUCAGAUGGAAAGUGAAGAAGCAAAGAAAAGUGAAAAGUAAACUAGCUUAUAAGACACCAGCGCAAACAGAUGGUUGGAACCACCACAGAGGGAAAAAAAUCCAAGAAUCUCACUCUAGAACUGUCAAUCUCAGAGACACUGCUUUUUGUGGUGAACCCCACUGUACUGCUGAGCAGAACAUGGACAAACAGCAAUCCGCUUACUAGGGUGAUCAGGAGCAAUAGCAGCUCUGAAGGUUCCCCUAGUCGAGUGGUUUGGCUCUAUUCUUAAGCAACAGUAACACUUAUGUAUUGCUGAACAUGUAGAAUACACUUGAGAGGUUUAACCCAAGGGUCACAUAUAGAGGUUAAUAGCAAUAUGACAAAUGCAAUAUUUGUUCCACUGUAGAUACUAUUAGAUAGUCCUGAAUGUAAGAUAUAGUAGAAAUACACUUUAGAAAGGAUUGAUCUAACUGGACAUACAGAAGGGAACUUAUACAAUGAAUUAUUUGUAAGUUAAUGGGGAUUUAGUGUGAGGUUAGUUACAGAUAAUGUUGUAUUUCAAGCUCCUGUCGAUAUUCCUGUUAGCAAUCCCACCUACUCUUCUUACUGAGAGGGAUUUCCACUUUUCUUGGUUUAUGAGACUAGCUAACAAAUAAGGCUUAGACUAUGAAGACUAUUGCUAAGAGAAUAUUUCUUUUGGAAAGACACUGAAGAGUUAGGAAGCAACAACGGGAUAUUAUAAGACCCUUGAUCGACAUUCUAGGCAGGUUGAAUUGAAGGGACACAUGCAAUAAUUGUUCUUAUACUAUAAUUCUAUGGCAUAUGAUAGUGAUGUUAGAAUAACUGAUGCAAUCCAAAGUAAAGAAGCCAUGAAUAACAGCUCAGAGUCCACAACACUCGUCCCCUAUCAACUCCUACCAAACUUGCCUGUAGACAUCUGAGCCAAAAACUCUGCCAGUUAAAGAUGCCUUCUUAGUAAAAUAAUGAAUGUAGUGAAAUAAAACUUCAGGGAAGUAACACAGUUGUAUUCAAACAGCCAUAUUUACACUUUCAUGAACAACACAUUAAACACACGUGCACUUUCCGUGCUUGUCUGCUAUUGGUACAGUACUACAGCAGAUUUUGCAAUGUGAUCAUUUCACCUAAUCCGCAGUCACCCAUUUUUCUUUAUUACAACUUGUUUUGAACUAGGCCUACCUGGCUAACGUUAACAUCUUACUCUUCUUCAUGUCACACUCACAAGGGUUCAGAAAGCUAAGAUAUUGGGAGUUAUUUGUAUAGAUCUCACUCUUGAGACGAGCUUUAGCUGUAAUACACACUCAAGCUUUUAUUUGUAUUCCAUUAAAACAGGCACUUAAAAAUCUGGAAAACUCCUGAUCAUGACGCAUUUCAGAUGCAACAUGAAUCUAUAUGAAUAUAGACGCAUGUCAUCUGAAAUGUGUCGGUAAUGGCGAUUUUUCCCAAUGUUUUAGUGCCAUUUUUAAAGUGGCAACUAGCAAGCUGGACUUGCUUCUUCUUUAGCUGUACCUGUGACUUAGAGGGGUUUGGAAGUUUUCAGUUCCCAAGAUACUAUUGGCUCUAUAAAAUGGGAAACAAAA
This is a messenger RNA of Hyla sarda, 5452 nucleotides long. RefSeq names its product neurofilament heavy chain (gene NEFH). Gene Ontology annotation, cellular component: axon; neurofilament. Gene Ontology annotation, molecular function: structural constituent of postsynaptic intermediate filament cytoskeleton. The coding region runs from base 212 to 3913 and encodes 1233 amino acids. Lineage: Eukaryota; Metazoa; Chordata; Amphibia; Anura; Hylidae. The transcript has 4 exons. The record is from RefSeq and is a predicted model, not a curated record. Gene Ontology annotation, biological process: axon development.